This is a messenger RNA of Symbiodinium necroappetens, 228 nucleotides long. Lineage: Eukaryota; Dinophyceae; Suessiales; Symbiodiniaceae. The record is from the annotation of a GenBank genome assembly.
AUGGGCAAGGUAAAGAAAGCUCACCUCAAAAGCAAGAAAGCGAAAGCUAAGCAGGCAGCCAAAAAAAAGGAUGAGGACGCUGAUGUUUCGGUGGAGCCGCCGAAAGAAUCGAGCCACGACAUGAAGAGGCGUCACGCAGCUGAGCGCAAAGCACUCAAGGCGACCGUGGCAGACCUCAAGCGGCAGCGGAAGAAGCUGCCGAAGAAGAGCAAGAAGGACGACAAGAAG